AUCUUGCGUCUGUUGAACACCAACGUCGAUGGCAAGCAAAAGGUCAUGUACGCCUUGACCAAGAUCAAGGGUGUCGGCCGCCGCUACUCCAACUUGGUCUGCAAGAAGGCCGAUGUCGACCUGAACAAGCGUGCUGGUGAGCUCACCUCGGAAGAGCUCGAGCGUAUCGUCACCAUCAUCCAGAACCCCACGCAGUACAAGAUUCCCACCUGGUUCCUCAACAGGCAGCGCGACAUUGUCGACGGCAAGGACAUGCACACCCUCGCCAACGGUGUCGACUCCAAGCUCCGCGAGGAUCUCGAGCGCCUGAAGAAGAUCCGCGCCCACCGUGGUCUCCGUCACUACUGGGGUCUCCGCGUGCGUGGUCAGCACACCAAGACCACCGGCCGCCGUGGCAGGACUGUCGGUGUCUCCAAGAGGAAGGGUGGUUAA
This is a messenger RNA of Emericellopsis atlantica, 432 nucleotides long. Its product is annotated as ribosomal protein S13. The annotation marks the transcript as partial. Gene Ontology annotation, biological process: translation. The transcript has 2 exons. Lineage: Eukaryota; Fungi; Ascomycota; Sordariomycetes; Hypocreales; Bionectriaceae. Gene Ontology annotation, cellular component: ribosome; small ribosomal subunit; cytosol. Gene Ontology annotation, molecular function: RNA binding; structural constituent of ribosome. The record is from RefSeq and is a predicted model, not a curated record.